ACAAAAACAAUUUCAUCAUCUCUCUUAACUCAUCAUUUAUACAGACAUAUCAAUGGCUCAGUAUCAUCAACAACACGAAAUGAAGCAGACAAUGACAGAGACACCGUAUGUGACAGCUCCGCCACCAAUGGGUUACCCGGUGAUGAAGAAGGACUCUCCCCAAACUGUGCAGCCUCCUAAUCAGACGCAGAGCAAAGGCACUGGUGGCUUUUUACGUGGAUGUUUGGCUGCAAUGUGCUGCUGCUGCGUUUUGGAUUGUGUCUUCUAGGGAACUCUCCAACUAUACACACACGGCUUCUACCGAUCUCUUUGUCUUGAUUCUUCAUGUUUUCUCUGUAGCUUUUUAUUAAGUUUUGGUUGAGUGUUGCUAUUUCUGAUUUUGUUAUGAGGUUCUGUUACAUUUUGUUGUUGUAUUGUAAUUACAUUCUUAUUCUUUUGUACAGAAUAAUUUUAUAAAACGUUAGUUAUAUC
Molecule: messenger RNA, 471 nt
Organism: Arabidopsis arenosa
Lineage: Eukaryota; Viridiplantae; Streptophyta; Magnoliopsida; Brassicales; Brassicaceae
Source: the annotation of a GenBank genome assembly